This is a messenger RNA of Candidozyma haemuli, 387 nucleotides long. RefSeq lists its product as uncharacterized. The transcript has a single exon. The record is from RefSeq and is a predicted model, not a curated record. Bases 1 to 387 code for a protein of 128 amino acids. Lineage: Eukaryota; Fungi; Ascomycota; Pichiomycetes; Serinales; Metschnikowiaceae.
AUGCAACCACUUUUCAAGUCUCUCCUAGUGUUUGUUCUCGCGAACUUGGUCUCCGCUAGCAUCUUUGAUUUCAUCCAAAACCAGUUCCACCAUGGCGAAGGUGAACAGCCUUCGUUCGAACAAAAAGUUUUAGACAGCCAAUGCGACAAAUACUUGUGCCCAGAUACGUUGGAGUGUGUUGCCAGUCCGAAGAAGUGUCCGUGUCCAUUUCCCUCGAGCCAGAUGAGGUGUCCUUUACCCAAUGGUAAUUACAUUUGCAUCUCCAAGCCUGCUGGUGACUUUGGAGGGAAGUAUGACGACCCCGAAAAGAAUUUUAAAGUGGACGCUAAGAGUAAUGACAUCAGAGACUGCGGUUGGGUGAAGAGGGCCUGGGAAGGCAAGUUGUAA